AAAAAGGCAUAACUAUUUUGGGAGAUGAUCCAGCAAGCUCAUCGACCAUAGAUGUAUUUCGGUAUCCCAAAAGUUAAAACAUAAAAAGCUUAAUUCGAGAGAAAUACCGAAACAACAUAUUCGAAAAGUUCAAUUCUCACACCCAGCCCCACAGUUUCAGGGUUUUCUGUCAUUAAUUUGGGUAUGCAAUUUUGAAUUUGUGUUGAGGAAGUGCUUAAAUUUGGAAGGGAUCUUGGUUUUUCUUAGCAUUCUUAGCUACAGCUGUGAGGCUGUAGUUUGAGAUUUGCUAAAAUGUAUAGGGCUGUGCCUACGGCAACAGCCACGACUCGGGGGGGAUCACCAACCGAUAGUGUCGACUAUGUUGUUAGUUUGGAUCAAGUUCCAAGAUGGAGUGACGCUGAGCAUAGGACUUCUCUGGAAUUUGAGAAUGAGGAUCCUUCAUUUUCUAAUUCAUACUUCCCUGAUCCAUUGACGUCUUCAUCUGGGGCAGAGGCUGGCAGCAAUGGUAUGGUUUCCAGGUUUCCUGUUGAUCAUGAAAUUAACUCUAAGAUAUAUCUUUGGAGAGGGAAUCCAUGGAAUCUAGAAGUUGAUGCUGUUGUGAACUCUACUAAUGAGAACUUGGAUGAAGCACACAGCAGUGCUGGCUUGCAUGCUGCAGCUGGACCUGGUCUUGGAGAAGAAUGUGCUACAUUGGGUGGUUGUCGAACAGGAAUGGCAAAGGUUACUAAUGCUUAUGACCUUCCUGCAAGGAGGGUUAUCCAUACUGUUGGGCCAAAGUAUGCAGUCAAGUACCAUACUGCCGCAGAGAAUGCUCUGAGUCAUUGCUAUCGUUCCUGCCUUGAACUUCUUAUCGAACAUGGCUUACAAAGCAUUGCAACAGGCUGCAUAUAUACAGAGGCUAAGAACUAUCCUCGUGAACCAGCUGCCCAUGUUGCUAUAAGGACUGUUCGUCGGUUUCUUGAAAAGCAGAAAGAUAAAAUCAAGGCUGUUGUUUUUUGUACUACUACCUCAACUGAUACAGAGAUUUAUAAAAGAUUGCUUCCACUUUACUUCCCUCGAGAUAAACAUGAGGAGGAAGUUGCUAUUUCUAAACUACCUGCAGAUGUUGGAGAUGAAAAUGGUGAGACAAUUAUCGAUGAACGUAAAAUCAGGAUAAAGCCUUUGCCAAAAAAGAGCAUUCUAAAGCCUCCUGAGGCUCCGGUUGAUCUUCCAGUCAGUGAUGUUGGCUUGGUACGAAGGAAUUCAUCAUAUUUGGAUACUUUCCUGGAUCCUGCCUUCAUGUCCUUAAUAAAAGAUCCAGAUCAGAGACGUAAAGAACAAUGGGAAAAAACUGCUCAAGCACGAAGUGGAUGGAAUUGUGCUAAAAUGCUUGGAUUUGGCGACCUUGGUGGACCUCCAUUGUCUGCUGCCGAAGAAUACUCACUUCAUUCACGAUAUCUUGCCAAGGCAAAUUCUCUUAAUCUUUCAGAGAUUGCAGAGAUGAAAAUUGUCUACCGUGGUGGGGUUGACAGUGAGGGUCGUUCUGUGAUGGUUGUCGUGGGAGCACAUUUUCUGCUGCGAUGUCUUGACUUGGAGCGAUUUGUACUUCAUGUAGUUAAGGAAUUUGAGCCUUUGAUACAAAAGCCUUAUAGCAUUGUAUACAUUCACUCAGCAGCAUCUUUACAGAUUCAGCCAGACCUUGGAUUUAUCAGAAGAUUACAGCAAAUACUUGGUCGGAAGAGUCAGCGCAAUCUGCAUGCAAUUUAUGUCCUCCACCCAACCUUUGGGCUGAAGGCUGCCGUAUUUGCUUUGCAAUUGCUUGUUGACAAUGUGGUUUGGAAGAAAGUAGUGUACGUUGAUCGCCUUCUUCAGCUUUUCAGAUAUGUUCCCCGUGAGCAAUUGACCAUCCCUGACUUUGUUUUCCAGCACGAUUUAGAAGUGAAUGGAGGAAAAGGUCUUAUUGUGGAUCCCCGAACAAAGUAUGUAUAUCAUCGACCAUAGCAAAGAACAUGAACACCCUGCAUUUCGGGGAUAAAGCAGGCCCGUGGACUGCUAUUGUUUUGGCGUUCUUUUUUUCUUUCGAUAAUUUAUUGUGUAGGUGGAAUUGGGAGUGAAUUGUUUGUGAAUGUUGUAGAAUAAUGUUGUCCUUCCUUACUGGUGUUUCUCUUGCAUAAAUCUUUCAGUGUCUAAAUUAAUUACAAACGACAUUCUUUCUACUUGUAUCAUCUUUGAUGGUUUCUCAAUAAAAGAAAUGCAAGCUUGUGAAGGCUUUCUUUGUGAAA
Cannabis sativa is the source of this 2261-nucleotide messenger RNA. RefSeq lists its product as uncharacterized. Lineage: Eukaryota; Viridiplantae; Streptophyta; Magnoliopsida; Rosales; Cannabaceae. The record is from RefSeq and is a predicted model, not a curated record. The coding region runs from base 292 to 1980 and encodes 562 amino acids. The transcript has 15 exons.